AUGUCUUCGUCUCCAAAACAUAACGCCUUAAAACAGUCAAUUACAACUGACUCAUUUAUUCCUUUCUCCAUUUUACCUAGUCCUUUUAAGACAGUUUUAGUGAUUAGUGCCUUACAACACCAACAGGCUGCUCAAAAGGUCGCUGAAAUUGAACAAGAAGUAAAAAAUGCUGGUGGUAUGUACGAAGAUUCGGACAGUACACCUUAUUAUCUGAACUUGCCGUUGAUUGCAAUGACAAAAGAAGAAAAGAAAUACCUUAUACAACAACAAUUCAUAGCACUACCUGACGAACAAUAUUUCUUAACGGUUGAUGAAUUACAAAGACAUAAAGAUUUACUUCAAGAACUUGAAAAAUAUGAACACGCAGUAGAAAAAUUACAAAAAUCUGGAGGAUAUGCUGCGUGUAGCGUUCAGUUCCUUUCAAAACAAGGAGACUCAUCAUCUCGUAAAAAUCUACCAAAUGAAGCAUCCGAUACUGAAUAUUCGCUCCCUCCGUUGAAAUCCGGCGCUAGAACUCUGGCCAAAUUUUUAUCGUUAGUUGAGGAUGAUUCUUUGGAUGAUCUUUCAAAUCGUGUAGGGGAUAUAUUAACAUCAACUAAAAACACUGUUCGUCAAUCUGGUACUUUAAACAAAAAACACAAAACCCAAUUUUCUUUAAAUACGAACAAUGAAGCUAGUAAAUGUAAAGGAGAAUUUACUUUAUCAAAGACUGGAUGUCAAACCAAUCACGAUUUCGUUGCAUCAAAAAAUGAGUUUGACAAACAACGCGACAAAACAAUAAUGUCUAUUGCUAAUGACUCAGCUCGGUCUCAUGGUGAUUAUGGAAGACAACAUUGA
Molecule: messenger RNA, 837 nt
Organism: Funneliformis geosporum
Lineage: Eukaryota; Fungi; Glomeromycota; Glomeromycetes; Glomerales; Glomeraceae
Source: the annotation of a GenBank genome assembly